CACAUAUUAGUUUUUGAGCUUGUAAGGUUAUACAUAUUCAGUGUCGAUUUUAAUUUGCAAAAUUGUUUUAAAGGUAAAAAAAUAAAUUCUGUCAUUAUGGACACACUCUUGCAAGCAGCGAAAUGCAUGAUUUUAAGUAUAUGUCCAAGACUUCGUCAAAAUGCAAUCAGUCUAUCGUUCUGUCAUGAAUGCAGUCAAGAAAGACCUCUUGUGAUGAUGAUGUCAUACAAAGGUGUUAUAGAAAUGAAAGACGGAAUCCCGAAGAAAGCCAUGGGGAUAAAUUUGGUACUGUAUAACUAUACACAUCCAUCUAGUGAAGCAUGUAAUGUCUUUAAUUCCUUUAUGGCUUCUUCUUUCGCGAUAAACUUGCCUGUUAUUACAGAAAAAGAAGCGAAAAAACUUUUCAAGAAGCAUUCCAACCUAACCCUGAUAUCAGCAUCCUCAUUUAAAUCAACAGGAUUUUCAAAAGGAAAGCAUAGGGUUGUUGAAAAACCAUGUAUUAGUCUAUUAUGUCUACAUAAAGGAUUUAUUCCGUUAGGAGAAGAAGAGUUUCCAAAACAAAUCAAUGGGUUUGAUGUAGAUGUACAGGAGGGAUAUUGCUCUUUUGGAACUGGUAGAUCUAUAGACUUUGGAGGACAUAUUCGUCGUGCCAGAGGAAUAAAUACCCCAGGAAAUGGAAGCAUUGGGGGUUUUGUCGAUUUGUCAGAUGGUUUAGUUGGUUUAAUAACAUGUGCCCACGUUGUGUUUUCAUCAGAUGAAUUGUUAAUACCAAACAGUGAAAUGCAUAAUUUUGUACUAGGCAAAGGGACCGAUUUAAACGUAGAAUUUUUUGAUAAAAAUCAGCAUAAUUUUCAAGUGUGUGGCACCAUUGUGAAUAAAUGUUUUCCAUUAUCAUCUAAGAACAAUUCAGUUGAUGCUGCUUUGAUCAAACUUGACCCAACUGUUAAUGAAUUUGAAUUUCCAGUAACUGAUCAACUUUAUUCAGCAGGUUUUGACCCGAAUAAAUCACCCAUAUUUACUGGAGAAGUUGUUAAUGUACCAGAUCCUGAUCCUGUUUUCAAAGUCAUCAGCAAAAUAACAGAUAAAUCAGACAGUGUCGUAAAAUACGGGAGUAAAACAAGAUUCACAAUUGGUAAUCUCUACUUUAAUGGAGCACAUAUCCGCUUUGUGGACGAUACUGGAAACUUGCCAGACAAUACAGUUGCUGUGAUGUGCAAUCAAAUUGAAAUUCAGAGCCUUCCCCAUGGGACUUUUUUUGAGCCCGGUGAUUCUGGAGCCUUUGUCUUCUGUAUUAACCCUGAUAAGACAUUGAGCUGUCUUGGGAUGGCGAUAGGUUCUACCACCAAAGGGUCCUGUUUUGUGACGCCUAUGACCAGAAUUUUAAUUCUUUUGGUCUUCCUCAUAUAUUGA
This is a messenger RNA of Saccostrea cuccullata (small rock oyster), 1410 nucleotides long. RefSeq lists its product as uncharacterized. Lineage: Eukaryota; Metazoa; Mollusca; Bivalvia; Ostreida; Ostreidae. The coding region runs from base 97 to 1410 and encodes 437 amino acids. The record is from RefSeq and is a predicted model, not a curated record. The transcript is spliced from 2 exons.